GGAUUUGCCCGGAGGCCGCACCCGCCUCCGGCGGGGCUCUCAGUGAAAAAUGUACUCUGACCUGAAUCCUGAAUUUUCCUUGAUGGUCAAAAGAUUAAGAAAUCAUGAGUGGAGGAUCUCAAGUCCACAUUUUUUGGGGUGCUCCAAUUGCUCCACUGAAAAUCACAGUAUCAGAAGACACAGCUUCUUUAAUGUCUGUUGCUGACCCCUGGAAAAAAAUUCAGCUUUUAUACAGUCAACAUUCUUUAUAUCUGAAGGAUGAAAAACAGCACAAAAAUCUUGAAAACUAUAAAGUCCCAGAAUCUAUUGGUUCUCCAGAUCUUAGUGGUCAUUUCUUAGCAAACUGUAUGAAUAGACAUGUUCAUGUGAAAGAUGACUUUGUACGUUCUGUUUCUGAAACACAGAAUAUAGAAUCCCAGAAGAUUCACUCCUCUAGACUGAGUGAUAUAACUAGCUCUAAUAUGCAAAUAUGUGGAUUUAAAAGCACAGUUCCGCAUUUCACCGAAGAAGAAAAGUAUCAAAAGCUUCUCAGUGAAAAUAAAAUUAGAGAUGAACAGCCUAAACAUCAGCCAGAUAUAUGUGAUGUUGUUAUUCAUGAGGACCAAUGGAUUGGCGAGACAGUACUACAAUCAACAUUUAGCAGUCAGUUAUUAAAUCUUGGGAGUUAUUCAUCUAUUCAGCCUGAAGAAUAUUCCAGUGUAGUUAGUGAAGUUGUACUUCAAGACUUACUGGCAUAUGUGUCCUCAAAACAUUCCUACCUCAGAGAUCUUCCUCCGAGGCAGCCUCAGAGGGUGAACAGUAUAGACUUUGUAGAAUUGGAGCACCUUCAACCUGAUGUAUUAGUCCACGCAGUACUAAGAGUUGUUGAUUUCACUAUACUGACAGAGGCAGUAUACAGUUAUAGAGGACAGAAGCAGAAAAAAGUUAUGUUAACAGUGGAACAGGCCCAAGAUCAACAUUAUGCGCUUGUAUUAUGGGGUCCUGGAGCAGCCUGGUACCCUCAACUUCAAAGGAAAAAAGGUUAUAUUUGGGAAUUUAAAUAUCUUUUUGUUCAGUGCAAUUACACACUAGAAAACCUAGAAUUGCAUACAACGCCUUGGUCAUCCUGUGAGUGCUUGUUUGAUGAUGAUAUAAGGGCAAUUACAUUUAAAGCAAAAUUUCAAAAAAGUGCACCCUCCUUUGUGAAGAUAUCAGACUUAGCAACCCACCUAGAGGAUAAGUGUUCAGGAGUGGUUCUGAUUAAAGCCCAGAUUUCAGAGCUGGCAUUUCCUAUUACAGCAUCUCAGAAGAUAGCGCUAAAUGCUCACAGUUCUCUGAAGAGUAUUUUUUCUUCUCUUCCCAACAUCGUAUAUACUGGUUGUGCAAAAUGUGGAUUGGAACUAGAAACAGAUGAGAACAGGAUCUACAAACAAUGUUUUAGCUGCUUGCCAUUUACUAUGAAGAAAAUAUAUUAUAGGCCAGCGUUAAUGACUGCCAUUGAUGGAAGACAUGAUGUUUGUAUCCGUGUAGAAUCAAAGCUGAUAGAGAAGAUUCUUCUCAACAUUUCUGCAGACUGCCUCAACAGAGUGAUAGAUGGAGUUUUGCUCUUGUUGCCUAGACUGGAGUGCUGUGGUGCGAUCUCAGUUCACCAUAACCUCUGCCUCCUGGAUUCAAGCAAGUCUCCUGCCUCAGUUUCGCAAGUAGCUGGGAUUACAGGCAUGCGCCACCAUGCCCGGCUAAUUUUGUAUUUUUAGUAGAUAUGGGGUUUCUCUAUGUUAGUUAGGCUGGUCUUGAACUCCCAACCUCAGGUGAUCUGCCUGCCUUGGUCUCCCAAAGUGCUGGGAUUACAGGCGUGAGCCACCGUGUCCGGCCUAUCUCUUCUUUUUUGCAUAAUGUAAAUUAGUCUUUAUCUCUUAGAGAAGCAUCAUUCUCAUAUCACAUAUACUUCAGUGUUUUGUCCAUUCUUGAGACAAUUAAAGUUGUACUACUUGGCAUUAAUUAGAUUGUGAUCAUAAGUCAAAAUGUCAUUGGUUAUAAAGUGGUCAUCAGACCAUGCAGACUAUUACUAAUAUUGGUUAUGUUUUAGUUUAUUGCAGUGAAAAUACAAAAUUUAAAAGUUAUUGUAGAGAAUUAUCAUACCCCCCAAAAUAUGUCAUUGGUCCUCCAGGACUCUGUAGUCCCCAUCCAAGAAAGACUGUGAUAAUUGUCAAGGGGUUAGUACGGUCUGAGCAUGGUUGAUGGUGCUCUGUCAUUCUGGUAUUGAACAACCUGCCAAAUGUCUUGAUUACAUGUCCUAAAAAAGUGAGGGGAAGAGUGUAGGACAAAUGCAAAAUAAAAUAACACAUUUAGCUAUACUUUUAGUAUUUUUUAUUAUUGAGAUUCAAUAUUUAAGUGACCGAUUCAAGAUUCUUUUAUAUAAAAAAUGAAUAUAUGCAUAAGUAACUGUGAUAAGAACUGUGGAUGGAUAAGAGCACUUUUCUGAUGUACUGCAGCAUAACCAGAACUGCUGUCGGUCUGAACGGUGUGUUAUCUGGGCCUGUUUCUUGUGUCAGGGGGAUCACAUGCCGUCACUCUGGAGUGCCUCAAUAGCUUGUAACUAGAAAGAGAAGGUAUAGAAAGAGUAGUUUACUUACCUGUUUAUUUAUUUAGAGACAGAGUCUUGCUCUGUUGCCCAGGCUGGAGUGCAGUGGCACAAUCUCAGCUCAUUGCAAUCUCUACCUCCUGGGUUCAAGCAAAUCUCCUGCCUCAGCUUCCCGAGUAGCUGGGAUUACAGGCAUGUGCCACCACUCCCGGCUAAUUUUUGUAUUUUUAGUAGAGACAGGGUUUUACUGUGUUGGCCAGGCAUGUCUCGCACUCCUGACCUCAAGUAAUCCGGCUGCCUCCGUCUCCCAGAGUGCUGGGAUUACAGGUGUGAGCCACCGCUACUGGACGGGAGGAGAAAUUUAAAAUGGGUUUGAGACUUGAGGAACCAAAAGAAACAAUGAAACCAUUCAAUGUGUGUGCUCCUGUCAAGCUAGCAGCGAUCUUGGGAGCUCUGUGUUUUUGUCUUUUGCAGUUCCUUCCUCAGAGAUCACCUAUGGGAUGGUCGUGGCAGACCUGUUCCACUCCUUGUUGGCAGUCAGCGCAGAACCUUGUGUAUUAAAGAUUCAGAGCCUUUUUGUGUUAGAUGAAAACAGCUAUCCAUUACAACAAGAUUUCUCCCUCCUGGAUUUUUAUCCUGACAUUGUAAAGCAUGGAGCCAAUGCCCGUCUCUGAGGCCAGAGGAAGAAAUUGCAGGCAUUUCAAGGAAGAAGUACUGAAAUGAUUUGUCUUUUGAAAUAAAUGAAUGACAGGGCUUUUGCUUUGGAUUUUUUAUGAAAUAUAUUUUACAAAGAGAAUUGCACUAGAUAUAUAAAUUAAAACUUUUUUCUAAGAAAAUCCUGUGAGGUUUAAAAAGAUUGUUUUUGUCUUUUGGUUUCUUACUUUCUCCUGGAGAAAUGAUCUACCAGUCAAGGCAAUAUGUAGCAGAUCCCUGGGAAUUAAAGGUUUGCCCAUUUGUUCACUGUAUUUAGUCCCUGCUACAUUCCAGGCAUUGUACUAAGUAUGGGGAACCACAGAGAAGACAUUCCCUCAGAAACUGCUGCAGUGCUUUCGCUUAUCCCUACCUAAAAAACCGUCAAUGUGAAAUCAUUUCCUUGAUUAUAACUAUAAUGAUAAUGGAUUAGUUUAUAUAAACCUAUGUUUAGACAAGUUCAAGACAAGCGUGUCUUUCUAUAAAAAGUAUUGAAAAUGAAGGAAAUGAGAUCAUGUUUCAAUUUAUUAAAGCAGGGAAGAGCGUUCUGUGCUUAGUUCGUGUCUAGGAUUUGAGUGCCUUACUGAAUGCAUUUACCAGCAAACAUGUAGCAAUCUGUUCUCUCAUUGUGAUUGUGGAAGAAGCUCAUGUAAAAUGAUAGUCAUUAAUGAGGAAGUAUGGCGUGGUACUUAUUCUGUAAGUUCAGAGUAUGCUGAGUGUUAAUAGAUUAUCAUAUUGCCUGAAAAUAAAUUCAUGAUGACAUGAA
Molecule: messenger RNA, 4016 nt
Organism: Homo sapiens (human)
Lineage: Eukaryota; Metazoa; Chordata; Mammalia; Primates; Hominidae
Gene: SHLD2
Product: shieldin complex subunit 2
Exons: 10
Coding region: 105-1733 (542 amino acids)
Cellular component (GO): nucleus; chromosome
Source: RefSeq, marked validated